AUUAAUUUAAAAAAUGUAUCUUAAUUAUGAUCAUUUUGAGAAUUUUUUAACUACAAUACUGUAGAUGAGAACAAUAUUUUGACCGGGAACCGGCUGGGACACUUGUCCAGUUGAGUAUUCGUUUCCUUCCCUCUACUCUUUCUUCGCAUCUCAGAAUCUUUGUUGGCAUUUAUGCAUCGCACCCUUAAUCCCCAAAUCCCCCUUAUUUCCAAAUCGAAUCCAAUGUGGUUGAUGGUGCCGUAAUUUUUCAGACGAUCCGGCGGAGGACGAUGGUGAAGAGUUGGUGGCGCGUGCAAUUCGACAAUCACAGCAAGAUCGAAUCUGAUUUGAACCCGAAUAGUUCAGUCGUUAAUGGAACCGAAGAAAGUCGCUGUCUCAUCGGAGGCAGAUAAACAAAACCUAGAAGAGAAGGUUAAGGUUUUGCAGUGGGAAGAUUAUGAACAAGAGCUGGCUCGAAUCUGCAGUCUCACCGCUGCCCAAAAUGAAUCUAAGCUCAAGAAGGAAUUUCUUCAAGAAAAACUACAGUCAAUCUUACGGGUGGAAGCAGAAUCAUUGUGUUUUUCAAAUGAGCUUGACGAGAUGAGAGAAACAUUAGAGCAUAGGAAAUUAGUGAUGGGAAACAUGUCUAUGAAAUCAAAGGUCUUAAAAGAGAAAGUCAAGAAGGAAGAGGAACUACUCAGUAAUGAUAUCAGGUCUUUGUUGGUUGCUGGAACUGCUCUUUCUUUAGCUAAGAAGCAUCUGCAGGAUGCAAAUAGAUCACUUGCUGGGGAAAUGGGUUUUGGAAAUUUGAAGUCCAUGCAGAGGUGUGUGAGACUAAGAGAACAAUUUAUGGUAUCACAAGUCCAAUUGCUUUAUCCUGUGAAAGUAGCAACAGGACGCACACCAGAACUCGAGCUUGAACCAUUUAGCAAUAUUAUUAGAUCAGGAGGACAAAAACCUCUAGAUCAAGGAUCCUUGACAAUUGCAGGUCUGCAUCUUACCGUGGUCCCUUUUACGAAGAAGAGUUUUUUCACUGAUAAGAAGGAAGUUCAGAGGUCUGCAACUGCUCUGGGUUAUGUUGCACAUGCUGUGUCACUUAUUGCCUGCUAUCUACAAGCUCCUCUUCGCUAUCCCUUGCGGUUAGGAGGUUCCCGAUCAUACAUACGUGAUUAUGCACCUUCAAUUGAACCAUCAUCAUCAUUGUUGUCGUCAGAUGUGGCAUCACAAUCAUCACUCUCCACAAAUUUGAGGCAUGUGGAGUUUCCUCUUUUCUUAGAAGGGCAAGAUGCAACAAGAGCAGCAUAUGCUGUCUUCCUGCUAAAUAAGGAUCUGGAACAGCUUUUGAACUAUAUUGGAGCAAGAAGUUUAGGGCCACGCCAUGUACUCGCUAAUCUAAGGGAGCUAUUGAGAGUCAUUCUCUCUCCGGAGUAUAUAGAUACAUAAACUGUGAGGUUUGAUUGUAUUUGUGUGCUUUUUGUAAAUGUGAUAUUUAAUUUUGAGCAGGUGCCAUUUUUUUACAUAGGUGCACUUGUUGUAGCUCUAUUCUAAUUCGUACAUUGAAAAAAUACAAGUUGUAUACCUUU
Molecule: messenger RNA, 1562 nt
Organism: Cuscuta campestris
Lineage: Eukaryota; Viridiplantae; Streptophyta; Magnoliopsida; Solanales; Convolvulaceae
Source: the annotation of a GenBank genome assembly